GUGAAACCUCCUCGAAGAAGAAGUAAUGAGGUGGACGUCAGCAGUCACAAGACCACAACAGAGUAGAUCACUCUGGCUCGCUCCCCCAGUCGCAGAUGUGUAUAAUGUGGGCUGUUCUACAGGCACGAUGGCUAUGACAAACUUGGAACGUCUCUUGGGAUCUGGGUGUGUGAUCUCCUUUGAAUUACUGCACAGGCGUCACUAAAUUUGCAAGAACUCUCCAGACUAAAGAAUACACGUCUCGUCUGGAGGCGUUAUCACAUCAGCUUGCGCGCGGCUUUGUCUGUGCGUGGCUAAUGUUAUUGUCAGGCUAUCUAGCUGACUAGUCCAAGCAUCACAGUAGAACGCUAGCAAGACAAUAUUGUGUGGUUACGUCGGCGCUAAACUAGCUAGCUUGGCGCAUUAGUACGAGUUAGUGUGUAUGUGAUGUUCUCCGUACUUUCGUACGGUAGACUUGUUGCCAGAGCUGUUAUUGGCGGACUCUCUCAAACGGAUAGCGGUGACUACAGCCUGGUAACGGCUAGAUGUGGGUUUGGGAAGGAUUUUCGAAAAGGUAUCUUGAAGAAAGGGAUGUGCUAUGGCGACGACGCUUGCUUUAUUGCCCGACAUAGAUCUGCCGAUGUUUUGGGCGUUGCAGAUGGAGUGGGGGGUUGGAGAGACUACGGGGUGGACCCAUCCCAGUUUUCAGGGACCCUGAUGAAGACGUGUGAGCGGCUGGUAAAGGAGGGGCGCUUUGUUCCAGGCAACCCUGUGGGCGUCCUCACAAGCAGCUACUACGAGCUCCUACAGAACAAAGUGCCUCUGCUAGGCAGCAGCACGGCCUGUAUCGUGGUGCUGGACCGGCAGAGUCACAGGCUGCACACAGCCAACCUGGGAGACUCUGGCUUCCUAGUGGUGCGGGGAGGAGAGGUAGUGCACCGCUCCGAUGAACAGCAGCAUUACUUCAACACCCCCUUCCAGCUCUCUAUCGCCCCGCCUGAGGCAGAGGGGGCUGUCCUCAGUGACAGUCCUGAUGCUGCAGACAGCUCCUCCUUUGACGUCCAGUUGGGGGACAUCAUUCUCACAGCCACAGAUGGCCUCUUCGAUAACAUGCCCGAACACAUGAUCCUACAGGAGUUGAAAAAACUGAAGAACACUAACUAUGAGAGUAUCCAGCAGACAGCCAGGAGCAUUGCAGAGCAGGCCCAUGUUCUGGCAUACAACCCCAACUACAUGUCACCUUUUGCACAGUUUGCCUGUGACAAUGGGCUGAAUGUAAGAGGAGGAAAGCCAGAUGACAUCACUGUGUUGCUGUCAAUAGUGGCAGAGUACCCAAACUAGAGAUUGUAUGGAGGCUGGUAUGGGAAUUAGGAGUUUCCUCUUGUCUGCCUCUUGAAGAUGUUAGACUGCUUUAGUUCCUGCUGGCGGGGAUUAAGGACUGAUGUUGGUGGCUGAGCUGCCCUCCUGAGACCAUCAUUCCUCCAGGAUUCAAUCAGGCCCAUCUCUCAGAUGGAACACUGACAAUACAUGCACUGACUUCACCAUCAGAACUGAGUGUUAAUCUUUAAUAGACUGAAGACAUGGAUGAAUAAAGCAGAGGGUUGUCUGACACAUCUGCUAGGCUACCUGCUGCAAAGUAUCGAUCUUGGAAAGUCUCUAGUUGUCUUUGACCUAAUCCCUGUUCAAUGGGAUAAAGGAUGUAGUCGUGUUGAAGAUGAAGCUCUGGCUCUCACAUGAGGAACAAGUCUGUUAUUUUGGGAUUUGGGCUGUAAAACAAAGCCCAGAGGGUAGAGAUUAAGAAUCUGGGUCAGUAGUAGCCAGUGAAAAGUUGAUUGGGUCAGGAAUGAGAAUCUAUGGAUCGUACAUGUGAGUGUUCCAUCAUGAGCUGAGCUGAUUUGAAGACCGUAAGUAACAUCAGAAUACGAUACUGAAAGAGAGCGGCUCUCCAGUUAGACUGGUCCAUGACUCGCUGACCCCUGUCCCGGUCAGAGGAAUAAGGCAACCUCAAGAGUUAUCUACAAUAGAGAACUUUAGUUCAAGAGGACAUAUGAGAUGGAUGUGGUUCUGUACAGAGACGAGAGAUUAAUGAAUAUACUGUACAUAAUAAACAUUGCAUAAGAAUAAAAGGAGUAAUAGCACAAGCAAUAAUAAUAUUGACUGUAUAAGGAGAUGGUGACAUAAGCAAAGGACUUGUAUAACACAGAAUCCAUUAUAACAACAAGCAAUAGUAACAGUAAAUCUUCAAGGUUCAAUAUCAUCACUCACCACUGUCCACACACUCAUCACUCUUGUCCACUUGGAGAGAGACUGAAGAGGCUCUGACCUGAGCAGGCAGGACUGUCAGGUGUCCUGCCCUCUAGCAACAUAUUGGUGAUCUAGUAGCAGAGGUCACUGGGUUUGGGGAUCCCUUAGUCUCUCUGGCACCAGCAGGGAUUGGUAGAGUGAGCUGCAUAAAGUUAGAAAACUCACAGGCAGGAGAAUCCUUAAGAUCUACCAUCAAGUCUGAAUAAUAAGGCCUCGAAAAACAACUUUCAGUGACUCUGAUUAAACAAAUCAAAUUAAUAAUAAAUUAUAUUGAAGGGCAAACAUUUUUACGUAGGCAUAAGGGCAUGUGUCUAUGUGAUGUGAAUGAAUGUUGUUGAAAUGUUUUGGUAUAUUUUUGGACAAGUGACAUUAAGUUGUUUGACUGAUCUAAUGGAUUGUAUGAAGACCAGGUGCCGUUGCUGCAUAUCAGUUUCUGACUGUUCACUGGAAGCGCUACUUUGUCCCAGGCCUACUGUUUUCAACUCUUUCUCUCACUCUCAACCUCAAUGCUCUGCUAUGAAAAGCCAACUGAUAUUUACUCACAAGGUGUUCUACUGUUGCACCCUCUAUAACCACUUUGGUUAUGACUCUGCUGGUCAUCU
Molecule: messenger RNA, 2885 nt
Organism: Oncorhynchus tshawytscha (Chinook salmon)
Lineage: Eukaryota; Metazoa; Chordata; Actinopteri; Salmoniformes; Salmonidae
Product: protein phosphatase PTC7 homolog
Exons: 6
Coding region: 427-1320 (297 amino acids)
Source: RefSeq, a predicted model, not a curated record